Messenger RNA from Cololabis saira (Pacific saury), 1935 nucleotides. RefSeq names its product phosphatidylinositol transfer protein cytoplasmic 1a (gene pitpnc1a). Lineage: Eukaryota; Metazoa; Chordata; Actinopteri; Beloniformes; Belonidae. Gene Ontology annotation, cellular component: cytoplasm. Gene Ontology annotation, biological process: phospholipid transport. The transcript is spliced from 9 exons. The record is from RefSeq and is a predicted model, not a curated record. Bases 1 to 1002 code for a protein of 333 amino acids. Gene Ontology annotation, molecular function: phosphatidylinositol binding; phosphatidylinositol transfer activity.
AUGAGGUCCAAUUUCCGGCAGCAAAAGCAGCUCCCUCUGCUCCGGCAGUGGGUGCAGUACCGGAUCGGCCAGCUGUACAUGAUCAGCAAGCACAGUCAUGAGCAGAGUGAACGCGGGGAAGGUGUGGAGGUGGUGCAAAACGAGCCGUACGACGAUCCGGAGCACGGAUCGGGCCAGUUCACAGAGAAACGAAUCUACCUCAACAACAAGCUGCCCAGUUGGGCCAGAGCAGUGGUCCCUAAAAUCUUCUACGUCACAGAGAAGGCUUGGAACUAUUAUCCAUACACUAUCACAGAGUACACGUGCUCCUUCCUGCCAAAGUUUUCCAUCCACAUUGAGACCAAGUACGAGGAUAAUAAAGGGAGCAAUGAUAAUAUCUUUGGCCGUGAGCCCAGAGAGGAGGAAACAGAGGUGUGUGUUGUGGACAUUGCCUCUGAUGAGAUCCCAGAGCGCCACUACAAGGAGUCAGAGGACCUGCGGCAUUUCAAAUCAAAGAAGACUAACAGAGGGAGUCUGCAGGAAGGAUGGAUCGACACUCAAGACCCCAUCAUGUGCUCGUACAAACUGGUCACAGUCAAGUUUGAAGUGUGGGGCCUGCAAACACGCGUGGAGCAGUUUGUGCACAAGGUGAUCCGAGAUGUCCUGCUUCUAGGACACAGACAGGCCUUUGCCUGGGUGGAUGAGUGGAUCGAUAUGACCAUGGAGGAGGUGAGGGAGUUUGAGCGUGCCACGCAGGAGGCUACCAAUCUGAAGAUUGGCACUUUCCCCCCCGCCAUCUCCAUCUCAGAGACGCCCCUGCCCUCCAGCACCCGGAGCGGGCCCAACAGCGCCCCGUCUACUCCCCUCUCCACCGAAGCCCCUGAUUUCCUGUCGGUGCCCAAGGAGCGACCCAGGAAGAAGUCUGCUCCUGAAACCCUAACGCUGCCAGAUCCGGGCCGCAGGGAUUCAAUCUUCAAACUGCCCAGCUUCUUCUCCUGGAACUCCAGCGUGCAACCAGAAUGAGAGUGAGGUUGCAACCUCGACCUGUGUGGAUCAGCGGAGGAUGCCUGCCCAGUACGUCCCACAAUGCCCCCCCAACCCCCACCCCCUCUCAGCCAGCUGAAGUGAAGGAGACUUUUCACUGUCCUGGUCAUCCCUGCCCCGCAGCAGAGUCGCCAGUGUUACAGCAGCUCUCAGACUGCUUUCACAGGUACAGACCAGCAGCCUCCUCUGCACAGAAAAAGUCCCAUGAGGUGUAACGGUAUUGUACCCUUCUGCGAGAGUCUAACAAAAGCAGCUGUAGGCUCCUCAUUCAUCUUUCCUUGGUAAAAAAAAAAGACCAGCUCACAUUCUGCAUCAAUCAGUAUGGAGACCAACUGAGUGUAGCAUACAUUCCUGAAAAUGUCACUCAGAGCAUCAUCUUUUCAUCCAAGCUCAGGGUGUCUUGAUAACUGCUUUAUCUUUAAACAUCUCUGGACUCUGGCUUUGUUAACUGGAGCUUGUGGUUUGAUGUUUGUAUUUGUGUGAUUGAGAGUUUUUAACAGAUGUUCCUGGCCACUGUAACAGUUGAGUGUUUUGGUUUUCACAGUCAGGUGCUCAGUUUUUUUUUAUGUAUAUAAUGUAUAAUUUAAUUGAUAAAGUGUCAGCAAAUUAAAUGUCCAGUGAAAUUAGCAUUGUGAGCUUAACAGACAUGACGCUUUUUCCUCUGUUUAUAGUGAGUUCUGUCAGCCACCAUGUCCUCAUGUGAUGGCAUGAUUUUAAUGAUUUUAACAUUGAGCUGAAGUUUUUGCUAAUCAGUUUUCAUCCCCGAAGGGAAGCUAUUAUGGUUGUGAAAUUUAAUGUUUCCUUUGUUAUCUCAUACUUAUGUGCUUCUACAGCGUGAACAAGUGGUCUUGUUUUGCUGCUUGCUUUUAUAUUCAGUAAAUCCAAUUAUAAUAAACACUGGAGCAUCUCUAA